CCACCAUUUUUGUGUAUAUAAAGACAAGUGCUUCAUCACUUUGCUACAUCAAUCUUAAAAGGCAUUUCUCUUAUCUCCUCUCUCUUCUGACACUGCUUCUUUCUUCUUCUUCAGUGCUUCUUCUUCCUCGUAUCUGUAGACAAAGAGUGAAACGACAUAGAGAGAAACAGAGAGAAAGCAAAAAUGGCGAAUAGGAAUUUGGAGAAGAUGGCAUCAAUUGAUGCACAGUUGAGGCAAUUGGCACCAGCAAAAGUGAGUGAGGAUGAUAAGCUUAUUGAGUAUGAUGCUCUUCUUUUGGAUCGCUUCCUUGAUAUUCUUCAAGAUUUACAUGGUGAAGAUCUCAGAGAAACGGUUCAAGAAGUGUAUGAGCUUUCUGCUGAGUAUGAAGGCAAGCAUGAUCCUAAGAAACUUGAAGAACUUGGCAAAGUGAUAACCAGUUUAGAUGCCGGGGACUCUAUCGUCGUAGCGAAGUCCUUCUCACAUAUGCUUAACCUUGCCAACUUAGCGGAAGAAGUUCAGAUUGCUCAUCGCCGAAGGAACAAGUUGAAGAAGGGUGAUUUUGUGGAUGAGAACAAUGCAACCACUGAAUCAGACAUUGAAGAAACUCUCAAGAAACUUGUAUUGAACCUGAAGAAGUCCCCUCAGGAAGUUUUCGAUGCGCUGAAGAACCAGACAGUUGAUCUGGUUCUUACUGCUCAUCCUACUCAAUCCAUUCGUAGAUCAUUGCUUCAAAAGCAUGGAAGGAUCCGGAAUUGUUUAUCUCAGCUGUACGCCAAAGACAUCACUCCUGAUGAUAAGCAGGAGCUUGAUGAGGCUCUGCAGAGGGAGAUUCAAGCUGCAUUUCGAACGGACGAAAUCAGGAGAACUCCUCCAACACCACAAGAUGAGAUGAGAGCAGGAAUGAGCUACUUCCACGAAUACAAUGCUCCUCUUAUUCAAUUCUCAUCUUGGAUGGGUGGUGAUCGCGAUGGUAAUCCGAGAGUGACUCCUGAAGUGACAAGGGAUGUUUGCUUACUAGCUAGAAUGAUGGCUGCUAAUUUGUAUUAUUCCCAGAUAGAAGAUCUUAUGUUUGAAUUGUCUAUGUGGCGCUGCAACGAUGAGCUACGCGUUCGCGCGGACGAACUUCACGGAUCAUUCAAGAAAGAUGAAGUUGCAAAACACUAUAUAGAAUUUUGGAAAAAGAUUCCGGCAAAUGAACCGUAUCGUGUGAUACUGGGUGAUGUGAGGGAUAGACUGUACAAGACUCGGGAGCGGUCUCGCCAUUUACUCGCUCAGGGUUACUCUGACAUUCCAGAGGAAGCAACUUUCACCAAUGUGGAGGAGUUCCUGGAGCCUCUUGAGCUAUGUUACAGAUCACUGUGUGCUUGUGGCGAUCGCGCAAUUGCUGACGGAACCCUUCUUGAUUUCUUAAGACAAGUUUCCACCUUCGGACUGUCACUAGUAAGGCUUGACAUCAGGCAAGAGUCGGACCGUCACACGGACGUGAUGGAUGCCAUCACAAAGCAUUUGGGAAUCGGAUCCUACCAGGAAUGGUCGGAGGAGAAGAGACAAGAGUGGCUUCUAGAAGAAUUAAGCGGGAAGCGACCGUUGUUUGGACCUGACCUUCCAACAACCGAAGAAAUCAGAGACGUUCUGGACACAUUUCAUGUCAUAGCAGAGCUUCCAGCAGAUAACUUCGGAGCCUAUAUCAUAUCAAUGGCAACCGCACCGUCCGAUGUGCUGGCGGUUGAGCUUCUUCAACGCGAAUGCCGGAUCAGGCAUCCGUUAAGAGUUGUCCCGUUGUUUGAGAAGCUCGCAGAUCUCGAGGCUGCUCCGGCCGCCUUGGCUCGCUUGUUUUCGGUAGAAUGGUAUAGAAACAGGAUCAAUGGGAAGCAAGAAGUCAUGAUUGGGUACUCCGAUUCCGGAAAAGAUGCCGGAAGAUUCUCUGCAGCAUGGCAGCUGUAUAAGGCUCAAGAGGAUCUUAUAAAGGUAGCCAAGAAGUAUGGGGUCAAGCUAACAAUGUUCCAUGGUCGCGGCGGGACGGUUGGAAGAGGAGGCGGGCCUACUCACCUUGCUAUCCUCUCCCAACCUCCGGACACUGUCCAUGGAUCACUUCGUGUCACGGUUCAGGGUGAAGUAAUUGAGCAGUCAUUCGGGGAGCAGCAUUUGUGCUUCAGAACACUUCAAAGGUUCACUGCUGCCACCUUAGAGCACGGUAUGAACGCCCCAAUUGCACCGAAGCCAGAAUGGCGUCAGCUUAUGGAUGAGAUGGCCGUCAUUGCCACAGAGGAGUACCGAUCAAUUGUGUUCAAGGAGCCACGAUUCGUGGAAUACUUUCGCCUAGCUACCCCGGAGUUAGAGUACGGAAGGAUGAACAUUGGAAGUAGACCAGCGAAGAGAAAGCCUAAUGGAGGCAUUGAAACUCUGCGUGCAAUUCCUUGGAUCUUUGCGUGGACGCAGACAAGGUUUCAUCUUCCGGUAUGGCUAGGCUUUGGAUCUGCAUUUAAACAUGUUAUUCAGAAAGAUGUUAGAAAUCUCAACAUGCUACAAGAGAUGUACAACAAUUGGCCUUUCUUUAGAGUCACCAUUGAUUUAGUGGAAAUGGUGUUCGCCAAGGGCGAUCCAGGUAUCGCUGCUCUGAAUGAUAGGCUUUUGGUUUCUAAAGAUUUAUGGCCCUUUGGGGAGCAGUUGAGGAACAAAUAUGAAGAAACUAAGAAACUCCUCCUUCAGGUGGCUGGACACAAGGAUCUUCUAGAAGGUGACCCCUACUUGAAGCAAAGGCUCCGGCUGCGUGAUUCCUACAUCACUACCCUGAAUGUUUUCCAAGCUUACACAUUGAAACGCAUCCGCGAUCCGAACUACAACGUGAAUGUGAGGCCACGCCCACGAAUAUCUAAAGAAUCAUUAGACAUCAGCAAAUCGGCCGACGAAUUAGUCUCGCUGAACCCAACAAGUGAAUAUGCUCCGGGUUUGGAAGACACCCUCAUCCUCACCAUGAAGGGUAUCGCUGCCGGAAUGCAGAACACCGGUUAAGAAAGUUUGAGUUAUUGCAACCUUCUCCUUUUCCUUCCCUUGUAUUUGGUGUUACUUGUUUUUCUUUUUCCCUUAUUCGACUCUAAGUUUGUUCAGAAAUCCUAAAUUUAGUUACAUGCACCAAAGCUGAGUGCUGUUCUUCUUCUUCUUUCUUUGUAGUGUUGUGUUUUUACUUAUCUUGCUGUAUAAUAUGGUUUGCUUGCUAUAGGCUAGCUACCACACAAAAUGAGUCAAUGAAACUGAAUUGUUAUAUUUCAAUGCGGAAAUUAUGCAAAGUGUACUUUGUUUCAA
Molecule: messenger RNA, 3303 nt
Organism: Arachis ipaensis
Lineage: Eukaryota; Viridiplantae; Streptophyta; Magnoliopsida; Fabales; Fabaceae
Product: phosphoenolpyruvate carboxylase
Biological process (GO): carbon fixation; tricarboxylic acid cycle; leaf development
Cellular component (GO): apoplast; chloroplast; cytosol
Molecular function (GO): phosphoenolpyruvate carboxylase activity
Source: RefSeq, a predicted model, not a curated record